AUGACUUCAACAAAUUUAUCUCCAGCUGCGCCUACCACAGUAUCAGCUGGAAUAAUACGAUCCAAUGCCGAUGUGAAUUUAUUUGAAUUUCGUGGAAUUAUUGAACAAGAGUUAGGCAAACACUUUUUGCCAAGUGACUAUGUAUUUUGUAAACAAGUUGGGCAUUCGAUUGGUCGAAUUCAGUCGAAUCAGGAGAAGUUGUUUAAAAUCGACGAAUUCCUUCCACCUAAAUCUGAACUACCUGAGAUUUAUGUAAUAGAUCGCCAAGCUGUAAAUGAAAACCAACCACUUUAUAAUGAUGCAUCUCAAGCCCCUCAAUCACAACAAAAGAAUCCACAAAAUCAAGUAAAUAUUGUGCCGGUCACUCCAUCUGGUGAAACAAGACCAUCAUCAGUGACUUUUAAAGUAGAUGACUCCCAAAAGGAUGUACCUAAAUAUCAACCAAAUCCUCCUUCGACAUUGCACCAAACACCACAAAGGCAGAUGAUGUCACCAGUGAGUGAAUCCAAUACGUCAACAACUGUUCAGCAGCAAUCACAGCUACAGCAGAACUGGCAACAACAACAACAACAACAACAGCAAAAUAUCAGUAGACCAAGUUCUCACUAUGAGCAAAGACCUUCUGUGACUCCGACUGUUAGUUUACCAGUCAUUUCAUCACCAAUUAUGUCGACAACUGAUCCAUCUAAUGGGAAAACUUCACAGGAAUUAAUUCCAGUGUCCAAUGAAAUUAAUAUUGUCCAGUCAACACCUAUUUUGCAUACUGGCGAUGCUGGUUUAGACACAAUUUCAGCAGCAAUUGGUCAUCAAAAAGAUAUUUUACAACGGUUAGAAUAUGAGCAGCAAAAGCGUAUCUUACAAAUGCAAGCUGAAGCUGAAGAACGUCGUCGUCGUGAAGCUGAACAGUAUGCACGAGAAUUGGCUAAAAAUGCUGACCAUUCAAAACGUAUGGAAGAAUUGGAGAAAGAAUUGCGAAGAUGGAGUGAUGAAGCCAGACAAACAAGAGAGCGUCUAGAUCAGUUACGAGAAGCUUGGGAAACUUCACUUAAAUCAAAACAGGAAGAAAUUACUACUUUGAAACAAGGUCUGGAAAUGAUGAAAAAAAGCAGAGAUGCAUUAGAUGGCAAACCUACAGCCCGAGAAAUAGCUGCACAAACAGAAAUACAUCAACUUCAAAUCCAACUAACAGAAAUGAAACAGAAGUAUAACCAAGUAAGGGAAGAAUUAGAAGAAAGACGAAAGGCUGCUGAUGCCAGAAUGGAUGCAGUAGGAGGUGAAAUAAAAGAUUUAAGACGUAAAAUGUCCGAUAUGCAUGCGACAAUGCGGGAGCCUAAACCUGUAAAGAUCACAGUCAAUUCACAGCCUAAAUCCGUGUGUGAUGUUGGAACAGAAGCAUCAGAAGUUGUAGUCAAGAGGUCGCCACCACCACCGCCAAAAAUUAGAAUCCGAAAACGCCAAGUUCAAAUGGAUUCAGACGAUGAUCUGGACCAACUUCACCGUCUGAGGCGUCUUCGAUUGGCUGCUGAAAAACGAAGAAUUGAACUGGUUAAACGUUUACAUAGUUUAUAUGUAAGCUUAGGAACCAGACGAACACAAGCUCGAGAUGAAUGGAAACGUCGUUAUUAUUCCGCUAAAAAACAAGCUCCAAAUCUUGAGUCAAGGAUGAAUGGGCACAGAGGUGACCUUGAAUCUCUAAUCAGAAGAUCAAUUACUACACUGAAACACAUUGGCAUAGACUCUGCAGAGACUCAGCAUCUCGCUGAACUAAUGGAGAAACGAAGGGAAGUAACAAAAGAAGAAUACAGACUAGCUGAAAUUAUGCUCAGCUUAACCAAAGCAAUCAGACUUCGAUCGCAAGCUGAAACAGAAGGUAGACUCCUUAAUGCUGAAUUAGAUCGUAGAAGAGGUGAAAUGAGCUUGGUUAAAUCCACAUCACCGAGUCGAAGAGCAUAUGCUUGUUCGUUAUCUCCUAGAAGAAGAACAGUACGUGGACCACUUGGCGUUUCUAGUCCAAAAUUUAAUAGACGAAGUACCGUAAGUUUAUAUGAAGGACAACGUAAAAGUAUGAAUUAUAAAAGUCUGUCUCGAAAUCCCACUCCCAUUGAUCAAACAUCACAAGAUUCAAGCAGUCCAGAUGAUAGCAAAGCACCAAUCAAAACGAGGAGUGUACGUAGCCCCAAAAAUGGGAUCCAAGUUCAAGGAUCAGAGGUUAGAAUAAAAACUCCAGAUUUCGAAGUUUCUGUGCAUUCUACCAAUAAUUCGCCAGAGUUAUAA
Molecule: messenger RNA, 2274 nt
Organism: Trichobilharzia regenti
Lineage: Eukaryota; Metazoa; Platyhelminthes; Trematoda; Strigeidida; Schistosomatidae
Source: the annotation of a GenBank genome assembly